UUUUUUAUUUACAGCGCAUGCGCAGCAUGCACCAAUCGCUUACCAUUGCGUCAAUAAAAAUCGCCUCAGUUUUAUCUUUUCGUCAUAUGUGUAGGACACUUCAGAUAUUUGAGAAAAUAUCGUUAUGUUGGACUGUUGUACGUAGUGAUAAAUGACGAUCAGAGGUAUCAUAACUCUUAAUCGUCUUUAAACCGGCUUGAUAGCUUAUCGGUGCUAUAUUAGUCCGGCGGCAUGGAUCAUGGGUACGGUAAUAGACGCGGUCGGAGAGAAGGGGGUCGGCGGUUCGGAGAUGGAGAAUCCAAGUGGGAUGGAGGGGCUGGAUCCAGUGGGGGUGCAGGAUACCCGAGGAGCUCCGAUUGGGACUCAAGGGAAGAGCAAGGACAUGGAAGGGGACGAAGAGGAAGAGGAGGAGGAAGAGGCAAACAUCCACCCCAUUUAAAGGGUCGAGAAAUUGGACUGUGGUAUGCCAAAUGGGGCGGCAUUAAAAGAUCUGAGGCAGAGAGGAAAUCUAGGGCCGUUGUUCAGAUGGAUGAGUCACGAGAGCAGCACAUUACUCAGUUGCUGAAUUCUGUUCAAAGAGAUCUGGGCAGAGAUGAGCAUCCCUCCACGUCUCAGAGCUGGAGGGUGAAGGAGGAGCCCAGUGGCCACAGUUACUUUGAUGGAGAUGAUCCUCCAGAACUGCCGAACAUUGUGAAAGUGCCAAAAAUUGAGCCUAAAGAGGAGAAACGGGAGGAUGAGCUGGGAGCAAAUGUGAAAGAGGAGCUUAAUGACGCUGACCUGGAAUACUUACUCCAGGAUGUUGUGCGGACAGCCUCCCUGGAUGAGGAGCUCAAGAAAGAUCUGGAGAAGAAAAAAGAAAACGCUAGAUACAUCGAUAUGCUGAAAUUCAGAGAGAAGCUACCUUCUUAUGGGAUGAGAGAGGAACUGGUUAAACUGAUCAGUGCUAACCAGGUACUGGUAGUCAGUGGAGAGACAGGCUGUGGUAAGACCACCCAGGUCACUCAGUUCAUCCUUGAUGACUUCAUCCAGAGGGGCGUGGGCUCUCUCUGCAGGGUGGUUUGCACGCAGCCACGGCGUAUCAGUGCCAUAUCUGUUGCAGAGAGAGUGGCUUCAGAAAGGGCAGAGCCGGUGGGAGAAGGGAAGUCCUGUGGGUAUCAGAUCCGUCUGCAGAGUCGGUUACCACGGAAACAAGGCUCGGUGUUGUAUUGUACGACGGGCAUUAUUCUUCAGUGGCUCCGCUCAGAUACAUACCUCUCUAGCGUAAGUCACCUGAUCUUGGAUGAAAUUCAUGAGAGGAGUCUUCAGUCUGAUGUUCUUCUCACCAUAGUGAAGGACCUGUUAAUUGCUCGAAAGGACCUAAAAGUAGUCCUCAUGAGUGCGACACUUAACGCUGAGAAAUUCAGCAAGUAUUUCAAUAAUUGUCCCAUGAUCCAUAUUCCUGGAUACACAUACCCAGUGAAAGAGUUUUUACUGGAGGAUGUGGUAGAAUUGCUUAGAUUCCAGCCAAAGCAACAUGACCGAAGACCUCGCUAUAAGAGAGGGUUUAUGCAUGGACAGAAUGCACGGCCAGAGAAAGAGCAGAAAGAGGCAGAAUACCAUGAAAGCUGGCCCUGUUACGCCCGUACGCUCAGAGAUCGGUACUCAGACAGCACCAUUGACACGCUUCAGAUGAUGGAUGAUGAUGAGAAGAUCAAUCUGGAGCUCAUCGUAGGAUUGAUCCGACACAUCGUAAUGAAAGAGGAUGAUGGAGCAAUUCUGGUGUUUCUGCCUGGAUGGGACGACAUUAGCACCCUGCAUGAUUUGAUCAUGGCUGACCAGAUGUUUAAGUCAGAUCGGUUUAUCAUCAUCCCCCUCCACUCUUUGAUGCCCACAGUCUCUCAAACUCAAGUGUUCAAAAAGCCACCCCUGGGAGUGCGCAAGAUUGUGAUCUCUACCAACAUUGCAGAAACCAGUAUUACGAUAGAUGAUGUUGUGUAUGUGAUCGAUGGAGGGAAGAUUAAGGAAACACAUUUCGACACCCAGAACAAUAUCAGGACCAUGACAGCGGAGUGGGUGAGCUUAGCCAACGCCAAACAGAGGAAGGGCCGUGCUGGAAGAGUGUCUCCAGGGAAAUGUUAUCACCUCUAUAAUGGACUGAGGGCCAGCCUCCUGGAUAACUACCAGUUACCUGAGAUCCAACGCACUCCACUUGAAGAGCUUUGCUUGCAAAUAAAGAUUCUGAAGUUGGGCCCCAUUGCGUGUUUCCUGCGGAAAACUUUGGAUCCCCCAUCAGACAAAGCUAUAGAGCUGGCCAUCACACACCUGGUGGACCUGAACGCCCUGGACAGGAGUGAAGAGCUGACUCCAUUAGGAUUUCAUCUUGCCCGUAUGCCUGUAGAGCCUCAUAUAGGAAAAAUGAUUCUGUUUGGAGCUCUUCUUGGCUGUUUGGAUCCUGUGCUUACCAUUGCGGCCAGCCUUAGCUUUAAAGAUCCCUUCUUCAUACCACUGGGAAAGGAGAAGAUCGCGGACCACAGGAGAAAAGUGCUCUCUCAAAACUCUAGAAGUGAUCAUCUCACUAUUGUCAAUGCAUUUUGGGGCUGGGAGGAUGCUAAGAGACAGGGUGGCAGGUUUGAGAGGGAAUACUGCUGGGAAAACUUCCUGUCUGCAAACACGUUACAGAUGCUUCAGAAUAUGAAGGGUCAGUUUGCGGAGCAUCUUUUGGCAGCUGGCUUUGUGAAUAGUAAGGACCCUAAAGAUCGCAGCUCUAACAUCAACUCAGAGAAUGAGAAGCUGAUUAAGGCGGUGAUAGUAGCAGGACUGUACCCAAAAGUGGCCAAGAUUCGCCACAGCAAUAGUAAGAAGAGACCGACUCCUGCGCAGGUGUACACUAAGGCUGAUGGGAAAGUUUGUAUCCACCCUAAAUCUGUCAAUGCGGAGGAAAAUCAGUUCCACUACACAUGGCUCAUCUAUCACCUGAAGAUGAAGACCACCAGUAUCUUCCUCUACGAUUGCACCGAGGUGUCUCCGUUUUCAUUGCUGUUCUUCGGAGGGGAUAUUUCCAUCCAGAGGGACCAGGACCAAGAGACCAUCGCUGUGGAUGAGUGGAUUGUAUUUCAGUCCCCGGCGCGCAUUGCUCACCUUGUCAAGGAGCUGAGAAAGGAGCUGGAUGUGCUUCUGGAAGAGAAGAUAAAAAGUCCACAUCCUGUGGACUGGAAUGACCGGCAGUCUAAAGAUUGUGCCGUCAUCUCUGCCAUAAUCGACCUCAUCACCACACAGGAAAGCCCUGCUGAAGAUCCCAGGAGAGGCAGCCAGUGAGCACAACCACCAGCAGCUUGUGUAUAUCAAUGACAUUUAGCCGCUUAUCAAUACUUAAAAAGAAGUGACAAACAUUAAAGAUAAUAACUUUUUUAUUUUAUUUUAACAUUGGCUUGACUUGUAUGCUUUCUUUACAGUGAUUCAUUAAAUUUGCCAUAAUAUAA
Molecule: messenger RNA, 3458 nt
Organism: Pimephales promelas (fathead minnow)
Lineage: Eukaryota; Metazoa; Chordata; Actinopteri; Cypriniformes; Leuciscidae
Source: RefSeq, a predicted model, not a curated record